This is a messenger RNA of Otolemur garnettii (small-eared galago), 5071 nucleotides long. RefSeq names its product WD repeat domain 7 (gene WDR7). Gene Ontology annotation, molecular function: protein binding. Gene Ontology annotation, cellular component: cytoplasm. Lineage: Eukaryota; Metazoa; Chordata; Mammalia; Primates; Galagidae. The record is from RefSeq and is a predicted model, not a curated record. The coding region runs from base 213 to 4586 and encodes 1457 amino acids. The transcript has 27 exons.
CGGCGGCAGCACCGACACCGCCAGCACCUGGCAGUCUUGGUGGGGAGAAGGCGGCUGCUAGUGCUUGCAGUCCCAAAGGUUUUCCCAUUUGGAUUUGUGCAUCUCACGGCCUCCUUAAAUAAAACCCUGUCCUCCUUUGCUGGGGCGCCCACGGGUGGUCUGAUAGAUGACAUCUCGGCAUGAGAUGAACCUGUGACAGGUUUGAAAACACAAUGGCAGGAAACAGCCUCGUUCUACCCAUCGUUCUUUGGGGUCGCAAAGCACCAACACAUUGUAUCUCAGCAGUACUUUUAACAGAUGACGGGGGCACGAUUGUAACAGGAUGCCACGAUGGACAGAUAUGUCUCUGGGAUCUGUCAGUAAGACUGGAAGUUAAUCCUCGCGCACUGUUAUUUGGUCACACAGCUUCAAUCACUUGUUUAUCUAAAGCUUGUGCUUCUAGUGACAAACAGUAUAUUGUGAGUGCAUCUGAGAGUGGAGAGAUGUGCCUCUGGGAUGUUAAUGAUGGCAGAUGUAUUGAAUUUACAAAAUUAGCUUGCACACAUACUGGCAUACAGUUCUACCAAUUCUCUGUUGGAAGUCAGAGAGAAGGAAGGCUUCUGUGCCAUGGACAUUACCCUGAAAUCCUCGUUGUAGAUGCUACCAGCCUUGAAGUGCUCUACUCUUUAGUAUCAAAGAUAUCCCCGGACUGGAUCAGCUCCAUGAGUAUCAUUCGAUCCCAUCGAACGCAAGAGGACACUGUCGUAGCACUGUCAGCGACAGGCAUCUUAAAGGUGUGGAUCGUCGCCUCUGAAAUAAGCGGCACUCAGGAUACUGAGCCAAUAUUUGAGGAAGAAUCCAAACCAAUUUAUUGCCAGAAUUGCCAAAGCAUCUCUUUUUGUGGAUUCACACAAAGGUCACUUUUGGUGGUGUGUUCCAAAUAUUGGAGGGUAUUUGAUGCUGGAGACUAUUCCUUGUUGUGUUCGGGUCCUAGUGAAAAUGGACAGACAUGGACUGGAGGGGACUUUGUGUCAGCAGAUAAAGUGAUCAUUUGGACUGAAAAUGGACAAAGUUAUAUUUACAAGCUACCUGCCAGUUGCCUUCCAGCGAGUGAUUCAUUCCGCAGUGACGUGGGAAAGGCAGUUGAAAAUUUAAUCCCCCCGGUACAAUAUAGCCUGUUGGCUCGAAAAGAUAAAGAGUUGCUAAUUUGUCCUCCCGUUACUCGGUUCUUCUAUGGAUGCAAGGAAUAUUCUCAUAAAUUAUUAAUUCAGGGCGAUUCUUCUGGAAGAUUGAAUAUUUGGGACAUAUCAGACACACCUGAUACACAGGGAGGUGAUGAAGAGUUGAAAAUGACAACUUCUAUUAGUUUACAAGAGGCAUUUGAUAAACUGAUUCCUCGUCCUGCUGGAAUUAUAGAUCAGUUGAGUGUGAUUCCCAACAGCAGUGAACCUCUUAAAGUAACCGCAAGUGUGUACAUACCAGCACACGGAAGACUUGUUUGUGGCCGUGAGGAUGGAAGCAUAGUUAUUGUACCUGCCACGCAGACGGCCAUAGUACAGCUGUUGCAAGGGGAACACAUGCUCAGAAGAGGUUGGCCACCUCACAGAACGCUCCGUGGUCAUCGGAACAAAGUCACGUGUUUGCUGUAUCCUCAUCAGGUCUCCCCUCGGUAUGAUCAAAGAUAUCUGAUAUCUGGAGGUGUGGAUUUUUCGGUCAUAAUUUGGGACAUAUUUUCUGGAGAAAUGAAACACAUCUUCUGUGUUCAUGGUGGCGAGAUUACUCAACUUCUAGUUCCACCUGAAAACUGUAGUGCAAGAGUGCAGCACUGUAUCUGCUCGGUAGCCAGUGACCACUCCGUAGGACUUCUAAGUUUGCGGGAGAAAAAGUGCAUCAUGUUGGCAUCUCGCCACCUCUUCCCUAUUCACGUGAUCAAAUGGAGGCCCUCCGAUGACUACCUGGUAGUGGGGUGUUCAGACGGCUCUGUGUACGUCUGGCAAAUGGAUACCGGAGCGUUGGAUCGCUGCGUGAUGGGGAUCACAGCGGUGGAGAUCCUGAAUGCUUGUGAUGAAGCCGUUCCUGCUGCUGUUGAUUCCCUCAGUCAUCCAGCAAUCAACCUAAAACAAGCCAUGACGAGACGCAGUCUUGCUGCCCUUAAAAACGUGGCCCACCAUAAGCUACAAACCCUCGCAACUAACCUAUUGGCAUCUGAAGCAUCGGACAAGGGGAAUUUACCUAAAUAUUCUCAUAACUCCCUGAUGGUUCAAGCAAUAAAGACAAACCUAACAGACCCGGACAUCCACGUGCUCUUCUUUGAUGUGGAAGCGUUGAUUAUUCAACUCCUGACUGAGGAAGCCUCUAGGCCGAAUACUGCGCUUAUUUCCCCGGAGAAUUUGCAAAAAGCAUCUGGCAGUUCAGACAAAGGGGGCUCUUUUCUAACUGGAAAGCGAGCCGCAGUUCUCUUCCAACAAGUGAAAGAAACCAUCAAAGAGAACAUAAAGGAGCACCUCCUGGACGAUGAGGAGGAGGACGAGGAGACCAUGAGGCAGCGGAGGGAAGAGAGCGACCCCGAGUAUCGGGCCAGCAAGUCCAAGCCGCUGACCCUGUUAGAAUACAAUUUAACUAUGGACACCGCCAAGUUAUUCAUGUCCUGCCUUCAUGCCUGGGGUUUGAAUGAAGUCCUGGAUGAAGUCUGCCUUGAUCGCCUGGGGAUGCUGAAGCCCCACUGCACAGUGUCGUUUGGGCUCUUAUCGAGAGGAGGCCAUAUGUCGCUGAUGCUUCCUGGUCACAAUCAACCCUCUAGUAAACUGUCACAAGGGAGAACGGAAGUAGGGAGGAAGCAGCCAGCCACUGAAGGAACGGAAAAGGGAACUUACGGAGUGUCCCGGGCCGUCACCACUCAGCAUCUCCUGUCGAUCAUUUCCUUGGCCAAUACCUUAAUGAGUAUGACCAAUGCGACGUUCAUUGGUGAUCAUAUGAAGAAGGGCCCUACCAGGCCACCUAGACCAAGCACCCCAGACCUUUCUAAGACAAGGGGUUCCCCUCCGACUUCCAGUAAUAUUGUGCAAGGACAGAUAAAACAAGGAUGGAGUCAGCUGGCGGCUAUGCACUGCGUUAUGCUGCCGGACCUGCUGGGCCUGGAUAGAUUUAGGCCUCCACUUCUAGAGAUGCUCGCCCGAAGAUGGCAAGAUCGAUGCUUGGAGGUGAGAGAAGCCGCACAGGCCCUGCUACUAGCGGAACUGAGAAGAAUUGAGCAGGCCGGACGGAAGGAAGCCAUCGACGCCUGGGCUCCUUAUUUACCCCAGUACAUGGACCACGUCAUAUCACCUGGAGUCACAGCAGAAGCCAUGCAGACUAUCACCACCACUUCGGAGGCCUCUGGGCCUGAAGCCAAAGUCCAGGAGGAAGAGCAUGACCUUGCUGACGACGACAUCACCACCGGUUGCUUAUCAAGUGUCCCACAAAUGAAAAAAAUUUCCACAUCUUAUGAAGAAAGACGGAAGCAAGCGACUGCAAUUGUUUUGCUCGGAGUGAUAGGAGCUGAAUUCGGUGCUGAAAUUGAGCCUCCCAAACUAUUGACCAGACCUCGAAGCUCCAGCCAGAUUCCUGAAGGAUUUGGUCUGACCAGCGGAGGAUCCAACUACUCACUGGCUAGACACACUUGCAAGGCACUGACGUUUCUUCUGCUGCAGCCGCCAAGCCCCAAGCUUCCCGCACACAGCACAAUCAGAAGGACAGCCAUCGACCUGAUCGGGCGAGGUUUCACCGUUUGGGAGCCGUACAUGGACGUGUCUGCCGUUCUGAUGGGGCUUCUCGAACUUUGUGCUGAUGCUGAGAAACAGCUUGCCAACAUCACAAUGGGGCUGCCUCUGAACCCGGCAGCUGACUCCGCCCGCUCAGCCAGGCAUGCCCUCUCCCUCAUUGCCACUGCCAGACCACCCGCCUUCAUCACCACUAUAGCCAAAGAGGUGCACAGACACACAGCGCUCGCAGCGAAUACCCAGUCGCAGCAGAACAUACACACCACAACUCUGGCACGCGCCAAGGGGGAGAUCCUGAGAGUCAUUGAGAUUCUGAUCGAAAAGAUGCCCACAGAUGUCGUGGAUCUUCUUGUGGAGGUUAUGGACAUCAUUAUGUACUGCCUUGAAGGAUCUUUAGUUAAAAAGAAAGGUCUUCAGGAAUGUUUCCCAGCCAUCUGCAGGUUCUACAUGGUCAGCUAUUAUGAGCGGAAUCACAGAAUAGCAGUGGGAGCUCGCCAUGGUUCAGUGGCCCUGUACGACAUCCGGACUGGAAAAUGUCAGACAAUCCACGGACACAAGGGACCAAUCACUGCAGUGGCCUUUGCUCCCGAUGGACGAUAUCUUGCCACCUACUCAAACACUGACAGCCACAUUUCCUUCUGGCAGAUGAACACGUCCCUGCUGGGAAGCAUCGGCAUGCUGAACUCGGCGCCCCAGCUGCGCUGCAUCAAAACCUACCAGGUGCCCCCCGUGCAGCCCGCGUCCCCUGGCUCCCACAACGCCCUCAGACUGGCCCGGCUCAUCUGGACGUCCAACCGCAAUGUCAUCCUCAUGGCCCAUGACGGGAAGGAGCACCGCUUUAUGGUCUAAGGGCAUUCUGCCAGGCUGCCCUUCAGUUCUCUAACUUCUCUAAGCCGAGGUCACUCUGCCCUCACAGUGGAUCCUUCCUCGGGGCUGCCCACCCAGAGUCACCCGGGCCGCAGGGUCUGUGUCACUUGUGCAUGCUUCUCAGGGGCAGACUCCGGCUCGUGCCACCUACCCAUUCAGGGGCAUGCACACACCACUCUGCAGGAUGUGGCCAUCCUGUCACUGGGGAGUUUCCCUGCCAGAGAUGGGAAGGGAAGCCAGCGGUUCCCGGGAACGCUCUUGUUGCUUGGUGCAACAGAAGCCCAAAAAUCAAUACACACUGUGAUUGCACUCCCAGCCCAGAUCAGCAUUUUCAGCCAUCUAAACCCCAUCUCUGAAGUGCCGCUUGACUCCGGUCACUCUGACGCUGGGUGUUGAGGUCAUGUGGCAGUCCUCAUUAUCGAAAUUACUUCCCCUGGCGCUUCCUAAAGCAUACUGUUGUUUACCAA